UUGACACGGAACAGACAGACAGAGCCUGUAUGUAUCCAGGAUGACCUGAAACAUCUGCCAUACAUACAUUCACAGCGAGGAAUAGAAGAACCACGGACAUUACAGUUAGGUUAUAUACUAAAGCGAGAACAGAAAAAAAAGUAUAUUUGUUAAUACGGCUUUUCCCUGUAUUCAGAUCGCGCGCUCUCUCUCUCUCUCUUGGUGCAGCAAGGUGACGCAGCGCUCGAGCCAGCAGCGAACCAGGUGACGACUUUUGCCGCAGGCAGCCGGUGCGCAACCAGCUUAGACAUCCACCACGGGAAUAAAACGGAAUAACUGUUUUCGGUGURGUUGUAGCCUAUAUGUGUGUGGAAACCGGGUCUCUGUGGGAUAGUAGUAUUAGUAUAAUUAUUAUUAUGCGUCGCUGUUCAAUAUGACGACGAAACGAAAGUCUGCUAAGCUCCAGCUGCGCCGGUCGAUCAGCGAGCAGCUGCGGGAUUCCACGUCCAAGGCUUGGGAUCUGCUGUGGAGGAAUGUCCGGGAGAGGCGCUUGGCAGAGAUCGAGGCCAAGGAGGCUUGUGAUUGGCUGAGGGCUGCAGGGUUCCCACAGUAUGCCCAGCUCUACGAAGGUGGGAGGCAAGGUAAACUGGAUUGGGAGCUACAGGAGAGCGGACUGACUGAUGAUUCAGACGACGAUGACCCGCUGGCCAUCAGUAAGAGAUGGACCUUUGAAUGGAACAGCCGGCGCUGGUCCCGCCUCCAGGARAUGCACUUCCUGCUGGGCUCUCCCAAUGAGAGCAGCCCUGAGGGGUGCCAGGGGGAGGGGCGACUGAGGAGCACGGUGAGCAGUGAGAGCGUCCUGACGGACCUCAGCGAACCAGAGAUCACGGAUAUAUCCUCUCUGCACAGUCAAGACUCUCUGGGAGCCAUGCUUCCUGACUCUUUCUCUAUGGCCUCACUGGCAGGACCCUACCAGCCCCCAGGAGACCUGUCCCACUACAACUCUCUACCAAUCAAAAGCAGCCGUCACGGCCAGGGUGGGCGGAGUCCGGCAAAGGCGUUCCUGCGUCGCAUGGAGAUGAUGCGUACCUGGGGACCGUCCUCCAAGAGGAAGUCAGGAAGUGGACGGGCGCCGCUCGUCAUCAGUGGGCCGGUCCUACAUGGGGAGGAGCCCCAGGCGUUACAGACACUCCACUGUGUUCCCAUCAAUCAAUCAGAGGACAGUCCUCAUCCUCCCCACCAAUCAGACGACAACUCGUCCCGUAUCGCUCUCGGCAACGGCAGCAAGGGCCAAUCGGUGACGAGCGGUGUGAGCUCCAUGCGCCCCUGUGUGAGGGAGUCUGUCUCCAAGCCAAAAAGAGGAAGUAUGUACCUGGAAGACAUGGAGCUGCUCUCUGGCGCCCCCCAUGUUCGGAGGACUGAAGCACAACAGAGCCCGUUCAGCAGGAACCACUUCCGCUCCUAUGAGGACCUGCUGGUCCACAUCCCCAAGAACCACAAACCAGGCACCUUCCCCAAAGCCUUGUCUAUAGAGAGUCUAGCCACAGCCACCAACCACCAGCACCAGACCCCCUCUCCCUCCCCACUCCACCCCAGCAAAGGCUCCCCCUGGACGGGUACGGCUCUGUCCAAGAAGCCUCCCUGUCCUGGAGCUCCGCGGGGCAGCAGGGUGAGUGUGUAUGACAACGUCCCCGGGUCUCACCUGUACGCGUCCACAGGUGACCUGCUGGAUCUGGACCGAGGCGAUCACCUGUUCCCCCACCUGGAUGACAUCAUCAGUCACAUCAGCGGCCUGCAGCAGAUCGUAGACCACUGGAGUCGCAGCGUGCUGCCGGAGGGUGGCGUGGGGGAGGAGGGGGAGGCAGGGGAGGGAAAGAGGGGUGAGGAUGAGGGGGAGGGAGAGGGAGAGGGGAGGACCACACCCAGUGAGGGGGAUGGAGAGGGGAGGACCAUGCCCAGUGAGGGGGAGAGAGACGGGGUCUCCCUGACUGACAUGGAGUCUACAGGGACCAGAGAGAGGAGAGACUCUGGAGUGGGAGCUUCCCUUACCAGACCACG
Messenger RNA from Salvelinus sp. IW2-2015, 2037 nucleotides. NCBI's taxonomy places the organism in Eukaryota, Metazoa, Chordata, Actinopteri, Salmoniformes, Salmonidae. The record is from RefSeq and is a predicted model, not a curated record.